Lottia gigantea (owl limpet) is the source of this 777-nucleotide messenger RNA. RefSeq lists its product as hypothetical. Gene Ontology annotation, cellular component: nucleus. The transcript is spliced from 5 exons. Lineage: Eukaryota; Metazoa; Mollusca; Gastropoda; Lottiidae. The record is from RefSeq and is a predicted model, not a curated record. Gene Ontology annotation, molecular function: RNA binding. Gene Ontology annotation, biological process: regulation of double-strand break repair; protein polyubiquitination. The coding region runs from base 1 to 777 and encodes 258 amino acids.
AUGGGAGAGGUCUAUCCAACAGAAGAAAUUCUCGGCGAUCAUAUCUACAGCCAAGUCAGUGAAUUGACUGACACGAAUGUUGAAAAGAUAACGGGCAUGUUGUUGGAAUGUGAACGCCCCAAAAUUCUAGAAAUGUUGCAGAAUAGACAAGUUUUAAUGUCGUAUGUCAAAGUUGCAGAAAAGACAAUUUCAAAAAACAGCACCAAAGAAUCCAAACAGCCUGAAGUUUCUAUAUUAAACAAAGAUCAAGAAUGUGAUAAAGAUGUUCUAGGAGAGAAAUUGUAUGAUAAAAUACUAGAACUGGUAGAUUCUGAAUUAUUGGCUGCAAAAAUAACAGGCAAAGUAGCGAUUACUAGUUGUUUAAUAAGAGUACUGGUUUUAAGUUUCAAACACAACUCUCAUGUAACUGAGUUGCGAGUUGCAGUACUUCAUUAUUCGCAACCAUUCACAACUGGUGAUCGCUAUGGCAUGCUAUUGGAGCUGGAUAGUGAUAAAUUAUCAAAAUUAUUAAAAUCGACAACAGAUUUAAAACAAGCGAUAGAGAAAUCUAGAACUGUUUUAGAGACAGAGAGGACUGAAGAGUUAUCUCCCACAGAAAUCAUGGCAGAGAUAAUAUAUUCUAGAGUUGAGAUAAAAUACCCGGAUUUAGCUCCUCAAAUUACAGGCAUGUUAAUAGAACUUGAAGAUAAUGUCUUAGAAAAAUUAGUCAACUCUGAACAGCUGUUAGAUUCCAGAAUUGAGGAAGCCUUUUCAGCUUUACAGCAAAAUUCAUCCUAG